This is a messenger RNA of Suricata suricatta (meerkat), 2480 nucleotides long. RefSeq names its product nuclear receptor interacting protein 2 (gene NRIP2). Gene Ontology annotation, biological process: proteolysis. NCBI's taxonomy places the organism in Eukaryota, Metazoa, Chordata, Mammalia, Carnivora, Herpestidae. The record is from RefSeq and is a predicted model, not a curated record. Bases 252 to 1004 code for a protein of 250 amino acids. The transcript has 6 exons. Gene Ontology annotation, molecular function: aspartic-type endopeptidase activity.
ACCCCAGAGUUGGACGCGCUUCAGAGUCUGCCAGCCGCCCCCCCUCCCCGCCCGGAGUGCUGGGUUUUUCCAGCCCGAGCCUCAUUCCCUCUACUGCAAUCUCAGGAAAUUGGUGUCUGACGCGGCUGCUCCUGCACAUUAUUUAUUGAAUUCCUCUGCCCCCGGGGAGACCCUCCUGUCAGGAGAGCUGCGACCCCGGGGAACGGAAGCAGGCGGGAAGCGGCGGCGGGGCCGCGGGGGGGACAGAGAGGAUGGAGCCUAGGACGGUUCAGCAGCCCCCAACCUGCUCAUCAAGCUCAGCGAGCCCCGCAGGGGCCACGAGCACCAGGCAGGAGGCCAGGAGAGAGGAGGGAGACUCCAGGAGGAGGGGACAGGAGGCAGCGCUUCGGGACCGAGCCCCCCUGAGCCAGCAGCGCCGGCUCAGACAGGCCACCCAGUUCCUGCACAAGGACUCUGCCGACCUGCUCCCCCUGGACAGCCUCAAGAGGCUCGGCACCUCCAAGGACUUGCAGCCGCACAGCGUGAUCCAAAGGCGCCUGGUGGAGGGAAACCAGAGUCAGUUUCAGGGCGAGUCUCCACCAGAGCAGGCCCUGAUCCACGGCCAGGAGAGGAGGAAGAAGACACAGAUUCCAGCUCUUCUUGUGAACUGCAAGUGCCGAGACCAGGAGCUCCAGGUGGCCGUGGACACAGGUACCCAACACAACCAGAUCUCGGCUGGAUGCCUCAGCCGCCUGGGGUUAGGGAAGAAGGUCCUCAAAGCCCCAGGUGGCGACCUGGCACCCGGGCCCCCCAUGCAGGUGGAGCAGCUGGAGCUACAGCUGGGCCAGGAGACGGUGGCCUGCUCGGCCCAGGUGGUGGAUGUUGAGAGUCCCGAAUUCUGUCUUGGACUGCAGACUUUGCUUUCUCUCAAGUGCUGCAUCGACCUCGAGCGUGGAGUGCUGCGUCUGAGGGCCCCCUGCUCAGAGCUGCCCUUCCUGCCUCUGUACCAAGAGUCUGGCCAGUGACUGCUGAACCAGUCAGUCCCCAGGGGAAGGACGUUGUCCUGGGAAAGAGCCGUGUUGGGGAAUGGGGCAUUACUAGAGCCAGGUACCUGGGACUACCACGUUCUGUCCCUUCUGUCACCACCCUGACCAUCCCAUUGGCCUCAGUCGGCCACAUUCCUCUCUGCUUCUCAGCAACUGCCCACUCCUCCAAGAGUCUUCCAGAGAGAGGGCCCAUGAUCUCAGGGGCCUGGCUUCCCUGUCCCCCUCCAAAUCAGGACUGUGGAAAAGGAUGUAAGCGUGAUGUGGUGGGAACUGACCCAAGUCAAAGGCUACAGCCCACACUGUCCUUUACCUGACUCCCGAUCCACCCCACACACCCCUCGGCGGCCUUCACUCCCAUGCCUCUCCCUUCCCGUUCUGGGGCUCAUUACCUCUUGCAACUAGACUGCCACGCCUCACCCACCAGGGGCCCUGUCCCUGCUGACGGCUACCUUUCUGAUUUUGCACACAUCUGCUUACAGCUGAGUGGAAGAAGAAACAGGAAACAGAAUGUUCCAGAACAGGAGGAAGGCAAGUUGGUAGAGGAGUGUCAGGCUCCCAAGGCUGGGAGCUUUCUUAGGUUACCUUUCCUGGGGUUGCAGACGUCAGAAGUUAGUUAUUACUUGAUUUCCCUGUGCAAAACUUUGGGGGUACCUCUAGCAUUUCUUCACAUGUCCCUCUCCUCCUCCACUUGCUUUUUUACAGAGCCCCUGAACUUCAGAGGGGUGGCAAGAAGCCCUGUCAAGAACUGCCCCCACAAGGUGGACAGGAUGGCAGGGCUGGCCACACUCAGACUUGGAACCUAACCAGUAUCCUUUCUUAUUUCUAGAACUACUCACCUCAUUAGACCUUCUUCCUUCCCCUCAUCUCUGGCCUCUUGAGCUUAAGCCUGUCUUAUUUUGGAAUCUUAUUUUGAUCCCUUGCCAGGCUCUGAGCCAAAGCCAAAAAAAAAAAAAAAACCCAAAAAGAAAAAAAAAACAAAACACCAAGGCGGCUUUUCGUCUUCACUAUGAAGAGAGGAACCUAAACCUUAAGGAGCCAGACCCCCUGAGCGUCUUUCUGGCAGGAUUGAGUCUCUCAAGUCACAGACUAAGUGGAGAGGAAGACAGUGGUGUAACUAACCUCACUAGGAAGUAGGACCUUGGGGUGGAAACAAAAUCUUGAGCCCCAGGUAGAGGAGAGGAGAACCAGGAUGCGACCCAGCUGCCCUGUGACAUCUGGUCUUGCCUUUCCCAGCAGAGUCCUCUGUCCUCAAAAGAAGAGGAGGGGGCUCACUACCACAUGUGGCAUGAUGAUACCCUGGUCCCUCACUGCCUUGCCCCAUAACCUCUGCUUUCCAGGCUCUGCCUGUUUCCCUCCUGCCUCCUGCUUCUGUAAGCGCAGACCGCAGACCCCAGACCCAGCAGCAGGCCUGCAGCUCAGCUGCUUCUCCCCUUGAAUAAACACUUGUUUCUCUAU